ACUCUCUUCUAGAUAAUAAUAAUAAAGCGAAAGGUUAUCCCACCUCUUUUCUAUUCUUUUUUCCGCCCGAAGACAACGUAACAAACCAACGAUAAUCCUCCCUCUUGCUACAAAAAAGGAAAAAAAAACAUCAAUAAUAAUCCACUGCGGUCGCUCGUCCUCCUCCCAACCUCCUCCCAAGUUGCCUCGUGCUCUGCUUCUUCGGUUUUCAGGAGCGUCGGCCAUUGCUGCUGGAAAAGCAGACCAUUGGGACUCCCUCGUGCGUUUUCCAAAUCAGGUUGAUGGCGAUGGAGGGACCAGUUUUAUGCCGCCCUGCAAUGCAAGCCAAAUCGCCUGCUGCUGCGCUGGUCAACAACUCCCUGACCAGAUUCGGGCAGCUUGGGACCAUUUCAAAAUACAGGAACGUUUCAAGAUUCAUUUCUCCCAUCUCUCAGCCAUCUACGAAGAACAUAGGUCCAUGCUGUAGCUUCAGCUCGUCUUCUGAUGGCAAUGGAUACAUGGCUGGAAACUUUAGCGACAGUGAUGAAGAUUAUGUUAAUUCUACUGUGCUAGAAGCAGUUGAGGUGAGAAGUGGAUCGGAAGGAUAUGUGAUAAAGAUGCGAGAUGGGAAAAACUUGCGUUGUGUCCAUAACAAUUCUCAAGGGAGAAAUAUUCCAGAGAGUGCACCCCAACCUGCUAUUGUUUUGAGGAUUGAAGAUGGAAGCGAAACUUUACUUCCAAUCAUUGUUUUGGAGAUGCCAAGUGUACUUCUGAUGGCGGCUAUUCGUAAUGUCCACAUUGCACGACCAACCAUAUAUCAAGUUGUCAAGGAAAUGAUUGAUAAAAUGGGCUAUGAGGUAAAACUUGUUCGGGUAAACAAAAGAAUUCAAGAAGCGUACUGUGCUGAACUUUGUCUAACAAAGAUUGAUGAUUCUACAGACAGCAUCACCUUCGAUCUUCGGCCUUCAGAUGCCAUAAACAUUGCUGUUCGUUGCAAGGUUCCUGUACAAGUCCAUAGAAGUCUUGCAUACAGUGACGGCAUCAGACCAGUCGAGCCAGCAAGAAUGGCAGUAGCAGCUGGCCUAUCAGAUGGGUUGUUAUUUACAGAGCUUGACAGACCCGAUGGACAGGCAUCUGUUGAGGCUCAAGAGUUUGGAUUGGUGAAGAACAUGCUCAUUGCAGCCGUAGAAGAGAGAUACAAGGAUGCUGCAUCAUGGAAGGACAAACUGAUGCGGCUGAGGUCUAAGCGGAAGAACUGGGCCUGACAGCGUUGCAUGUCUGGAUGGUGUAAAUAAAGAUGAUGCCCAGCUGAAUUCCAGUACGCAUUCCAGAUAAUUGAUGCUGGGUUAUGGCUAUGUAACUAGCUGUACAUAUUGUAUGGACCCGAGGAUGGUCUUCUGUAAAUUCAGACUAAGCUUUGAAGUGAAACACUAAUCCUUCGGAGAAACUUGGUACCUUGUCCGUGUUCACUUGUGGUAUAUAAUGUUGGAAAUU
Messenger RNA from Zea mays, 1473 nucleotides. RefSeq names its product wound responsive protein-like. The coding region runs from base 282 to 1244 and encodes 320 amino acids. The record is from RefSeq and is a predicted model, not a curated record. The transcript is spliced from 11 exons. NCBI's taxonomy places the organism in Eukaryota, Viridiplantae, Streptophyta, Magnoliopsida, Poales, Poaceae. Gene Ontology annotation, cellular component: VCB complex; nucleus. Gene Ontology annotation, biological process: protein ubiquitination. Gene Ontology annotation, molecular function: nuclease activity.